This is a messenger RNA of Neogale vison (American mink), 756 nucleotides long. It is a transcript of the gene SWI5, whose product is annotated as SWI5 homologous recombination repair protein. The transcript has 5 exons. NCBI's taxonomy places the organism in Eukaryota, Metazoa, Chordata, Mammalia, Carnivora, Mustelidae. Bases 61 to 489 code for a protein of 142 amino acids. Gene Ontology annotation, biological process: double-strand break repair via homologous recombination. Gene Ontology annotation, cellular component: Swi5-Sfr1 complex; Swi5-Swi2 complex. The record is from RefSeq and is a predicted model, not a curated record.
UUGCGCGCGCACGUCUCCCCAUCUGACCGUUCCCGGCCUCCGUCAUAAGAUUCUAAAUACAUGGCGGGCCUGAAGGGCUGCUCUUCCGCCCUCGCCCUGGACCCUCCUGCACUACAUCCUCCUCCGAGACGGGGGCCUCGGACACCAGGGCUCCGGAGGACUCAGCCAGGACUUUCCAAAAGUUGCCGCGGGACCUUCCGAUCCCCUCGGCCAUUUCCCAAGUCUGGCCAGGCUGAUGGGGCCGGUGAGGAGUCUCUGCACCUUGACAUUCAGAAACUGAAGGAAAAGAGGGACCUGCUGGACAAGGAGAUCGUUCAGUUAAUAUCUGAAGGCUACAGUGUGGAUGAACUGGAGGACCACAUCUCCCAGCUCCACGAGUAUAAUGACAUCAAGGAUGUAGGCCAGAUGCUGCUAGGCAAACUAGCCACGAUCCGAGGUGUCACCACCAAAGAACUGUAUCCAGAAUUUGGCCUGGAUGUGAAUGACUGAGCCAAGGCUCACAGCCCUUUGUCCACAGCCCAGUGAGACAGGCAGAUUUAAACAUGAGAGCCAGUGAGAGCCCAGUACCCACAGGCUUCCCAACAAGGAAGUGUCAGAAGCCGUUUUCUAAAGAACUCAGUUUGAAUCAGGAGGGAGCCCAGACAAGAAGAGCUGGACAGCGAAGAGCGAUUCCCUGCUCCAAGUUUCCUGAAAUGUCCCCAACAUGUAUCUAUGUGUGUAUGUUUCCCAUUUGUAAAUAAACACACAAGCAACCUG